Mesoplodon densirostris (Blainville's beaked whale) is the source of this 1395-nucleotide messenger RNA. It is a transcript of the gene TACR3, whose product is annotated as tachykinin receptor 3. Gene Ontology annotation, cellular component: plasma membrane; sperm midpiece. Gene Ontology annotation, molecular function: tachykinin receptor activity. Gene Ontology annotation, biological process: G protein-coupled receptor signaling pathway; positive regulation of flagellated sperm motility. Bases 1 to 1395 code for a protein of 464 amino acids. NCBI's taxonomy places the organism in Eukaryota, Metazoa, Chordata, Mammalia, Artiodactyla, Ziphiidae. The record is from RefSeq and is a predicted model, not a curated record. The transcript has 5 exons.
AUGGUCUCGCUCCCCGUAGCCGCGAACUGGACGGACGGGGGAACAGCGGGUGCGGACGCCGGGAACCCGAGUGCCGCGCUCGAGGCUGGGGCAGCCGAGGGAGAGGCUGAGGCUGAGUGGCUGCAACUGCUAGUCCAAGCCGGCAAUCUUUCCGCUUCCUCCUCCACGCUGGGACUGCCCGCGGCCUCCGCGGCGCCUUCGCAGUUCCGGGCCAACCUCACCAACCAGUUCGUGCAGCCGUCUUGGCGCAUUGCGCUCUGGUCCCUAGCAUACGGCGUGGUAGUGGCCGUGGCGGUCUUCGGGAAUCUCAUCGUCAUCUGGAUCAUCCUGGCCCACAAGCGCAUGCGGACCGUCACCAACUACUUCCUCGUGAACUUGGCUUUCUCCGACGCCUCCAUGGCCGCCUUCAACACCUUGGUCAACUUCAUCUAUGCGCUUCACAGCGAGUGGUACUUCGGCGCCAACUACUGUCGCUUCCAGAACUUCUUUCCUAUCACAGCGGUGUUCGCCAGCAUCUACUCUAUGACGGCCAUUGCAGUGGACAGGUAUAUGGCCAUUAUUGAUCCCUUGAAACCCAGACUGUCUGCCACUGCAACCAAGAUUGUCAUUGGAGGCAUUUGGAUUCUAGCAUUUCUACUUGCCUUCCCUCAGUGUCUUUACUCCAAAACCAAAGUCAUGCCGGGCCGUACUCUUUGCUAUGUGCAAUGGCCAGAAGGUCCCAAACAACAUUUCAUUUACCAUAUUAUUGUUAUUAUACUGGUGUACUGUUUCCCAUUGCUCAUCAUGGGUAUCACAUACACCAUUGUUGGAAUCACUCUCUGGGGAGGAGAGAUCCCAGGGGACACCUGUGACAAGUAUCAUGAGCAGCUAAAGGCUAAAAGGAAGGUUGUAAAAAUGAUGAUUAUUGUCGUGGUGACAUUUGCCAUCUGCUGGCUGCCCUAUCAUAUUUACUUCAUCCUCACCGCAAUCUAUCAACAACUAAAUAGGUGGAAAUAUAUUCAGCAGGUCUACCUGGCUAGCUUUUGGCUGGCAAUGAGCUCAACCAUGUACAACCCCAUCAUCUACUGCUGUCUGAAUAAGAGAUUUCGAGCUGGCUUCAAGAGAGCAUUCCGCUGUUGUCCUUUCAUCAAAGUUUCUAGCUAUGAUGAGCUGGAGCUCAAGACCACCAGGUUUCACCCGACUCGGCAAAGCAGUCUGUACACUGUGACCAGGAUGGAGUCCAUGACAGUGGUGUUUGACCCCAAUGAUGUGGAUAAGACCAAAUCCAGUCGGAAGAAGAGAGAGCCUCCAAGAGACCCAAGCUUCAACGGCUGCUCCCGCCGGAAUUCCAAAUCUGCCUCUAUCACUUCAAGUUUCAUAAGCUCACCCUAUACUUCUGUGGAUGAAUAUUCCUAA